CUUUCUCCUCUCAUUUUCCUUGAUUCCUCCCCGGAACCAAGAACCAUCCACCUUUGUGGCAUCGCCUCUAUUGCUAAGCAACAGACUCAGGACUCCACUCACCCCAAGAGCCUUGAAAGAAGCCUCAAGACGGAAGAUUCACUACAUUGACAAGGGAAGGAGAUGGAGGACAUACUGCGGCUUGUUGUGGUGUCGGCCAAGAUCAACCUGCCCAAAACGCCCCCAAUGCCUCCACCCAGACCCUGCGUGUCUGCGUACUUCAGAGAUAUCAAGAGAAGAACUCAAGAGGUGGAAGGGAAUAACCCCAUGUGGAAUGAGACCCUAAUCUGGCACCUCUGGAACCGCCCCCUGCAAAAUGACUCAUUCCUGCAAAUCAUCCUUCAAGACAUGGGCUCCACAAAGAAAGAAAGGUUCACGGGCCUGGCCACUGUACUGCUCAAGCCCUUGGUGGAAAAACCAAGCGAGGUCCUUUUCUUGAAGGAUCUGGCCCUGCUCAGUCAUUCCAUGAUGCCCACAGAUUGCACCAUCACCCUACAAGUGGCCCGUAUGACCAGCCUGCAUAUUGAGAAGACAGGUGAUGAAGACCCCCUGGGCCUAACUACACGAGAGGCAGCCUGGCAGAAACCGAUGGUUCCCAGCUCCGCCAUGCAAAAGGCCCUGCCCUUCAAGCCUCAGCACUUUCAGGUCCGAGUGAAGGUGUUUGAAGCCCGACAGCUCAUGGGCAACAACAUCAAGCCAGUGGUAAAGGUGGUCAUCGGAGGCCAGCAGCACUACACACGCAUCAAGAUGGGAAACAACCCUGUCUUUAACGAGACUUUCUUCCAGAAUUUUCAUGAGGUUCCUGCAAAGUUCUUUGAUGAGACCGUCUUAAUCCAGGUGAUGAAUUCCUCACUGCUGAGAUUCAAUGCAGAGAUCGGGAGAUUCCAAACAGAUAUUGGGUUUAUCUACCAUUCUCCAGGUCACACACUCCUGAGGAAAUGGUUAGGCCUCUGCCAGCCAAAUGAGCCCAGCAGUGGCGUGAGAGGCUACCUGAAAGUCACCAUCUGUGCCCUCGGUGCGGGAGACCAAGCCUUGGUAGAUCAGAAGCUGCCCUAUGGGACUGAUGACACCCCUCCUCAGAUCUUCAAAUCAACAGUGGUCUCGAUGAAUGUAGCCUACUUACAGUUCUUCAUCUACUGCGCAGAAGACCUUCAUCUCAAGAAACACUACUCGGUGAGUCCCAUGGUGGAGGUGGAACUAAUUGGGGAAAAGCUCAAGACAAACACGCUGACCCAAACCGAGAACCCGCUGUGGAACCAGAUCCUGACCUUCCAGGUUCAGCUGCCCUGCCUCUCCAGCUACAUCAAGUUUAGAGUCUUGGACUGCCCCAAGGGAAAAUGCCAGAAUGAGAUCGGGACUGUCAGCCUGUACCUCAACCAGAUCUCAUCCACAGGAGCAGAAAUUGAAGGAAUGUACUCUGGUUUCCUCCCCUGCUUUGGCCCCAGCUUCCUGACUCUCCGUGGGGGUAAAAAGGCUCCUUUCAGGAUCCAGGAAGAAGGCACUAAUACUCGCGACUCUGCUAAGGAUGGUUUAGCUUAUCGAGGCCGAAUCUUCCUGGAGUUAAUCACCCACUUCAACUCCCAACGAGAACUUAAGAUCAAGGACCUCUCCCAAGAAGUGACCAGCAUAGAGAAGCAGCAGAAUCGCCAGAAGUAUGGGCUGUGUGUCAUCUUCCUUUCCUGUACCAUGAUGCCCAACUUCAAGGACCUGAUCCAAUUCGAGGUCAGCAUGGGCCACUAUGGAAACAAGAUGGACCUGAAUUACAAGCCUCUUGUCUCAACCACACAGUACAGCCCAGUGAUAUAUGAUGGGAACAUCUACCAUUAUGUGCCCUGGUACAACACCAAGCCAGUUGUGGCUGUGACCUCCUACUGGGAGGAUGUCAGCUUCCGCAUGAACUGCCUCAACCUCCUCCACUUCACUCGGGACCGCCUGAAAGCCAAUCUGGACACCCUGAGAUCCAUGAGGAAUCCAAGGGACCCAGCCUUGCUCCCACAGUGGAAGAAGCUGCUGAGGGAGCUGGCAGAGGACUGCAAGCGCCCUCUGCCCUGCAUGACUAAUCAGCCCAAAGCCACCAACCUGGACCAGAAGAGGUGGCAGCUGCGCAGCCUCCUCCUGCAGGAACUGGCCCACAAAGCCAAGGAAGUCAAGCCUAGGGACAUGCUGGCCACAGUGGAAGGCUGGCUAUACCGCCUCAACGCUGUGCUCCCUGAGCCCCAGGUGAGCCUCCCGGACGUGAUGAUCUGGCUGGUGUCCAACAAGCAGCGAGUGGCCUACGCACAGGUGCCUGCCCACAGCAUCUUGUUCUCCCCGGCAGGGGCCCUGCACUCCGGCAGGUUCUGUGGGAAGACACAGACCCUCCUCCUGCAGUACCCAGAGGGUGAAGGACAGAAGGGCAUGCUCCCGGCCUCUCUCCGUGUCUGCAUGUGGCUUGGCAACGUCGCAAACAGCAAGGAUCUGCAGCUGCUCCGCCAGGGUGAAGUGGUCGUAUAUGCUGAGACGUACGAGAACCAGGCCAAGUAUAAAGACGAGUGGGGACCGCAGGGGCUGUACCGCUGCCCCCACUUCUCAGACGUCAUGGGACACAAGGCCCUCCCCAAGGAGGACUUCAGGGAGCCCCAUGGAUGGCACUGGCAGGGCCAGUGGGCGGUGGAGCCUCAGAGGAGACUCCUCCUGGACGUAGACAUCAAUAAGAGCCAGGUGCUGGAGGAGGUAUAUGAGAACCAGUGCCGUGACCCCGCGGGGGCCUGGGUGCCCGCAGCCAUCCCCAACACAGACGUGGAUGGACAGCCAGUGGAGGCCCGGGAGAAUGUGAAGUGCCCCCAAGGCUGGCACGUUAAGAAGUGGGCCGUGGAACUGAACCCCACAGUGGACAGUGAGGGCUGGGAGUACGGAGCAGGUGUCCCACCCUCCGGCCUACCCCAGAUCUGGAACUCGGUGGAGAAAACCUACUACUCCUGUCGUCGCCGGCGCUGGGUGCGUGUGCGCUGCCGGAAUCGCGGGAGGCUGGGACCCGAGCAGGAGACCCUGUCCUUCCUGCAGCUGGUGAGGGGCUGUGCCAGGGGCUGGCCAUGACUCCUGGCAGAGGGGGAGGGCUGGGAGUAUGGCACCUUCGGCUCCAAGUUCCACCUGAACCCUCAGCCCCAGAGCCGGUUCCGCCGCCGCUGCUGGCACCGCAGGCUGGCCCCCAAUGAAGAUGAGGGCGUUGCACCCAUAUUCCUCCUGGAGGGAUCCUUGCAUGUGGAUCUGAAGGAGCAGACUAAGAAGCAAGAGGACCAGGUGUCAUCCUGGCACCUGAAAAAAUCCGUCAGGUGCCCCUGGAGGCCAGCCCCAGAGGACAUCCAGCCACCUGCCCUGCCCUUCAUCUACUGCAUCUUCAACAAGCCCCACUACUACCAGCUGUUCUGCUACAUUUACCAGGCCCGGAACCUGACGUCCAACCAGAUCCAGACAUUCCAGGGACCCUUCAUUCGGUUGGUCUUCUUGAACCACAGCCAGUGCACCCGAAACCUGAGAGACUCUGUAGCCCCCACGUGGGCCCAGACGCUCAUCUUCCAGCACCUGCUUCUGUAUGAGAACCCCCAGGACACCAAAGACAGCCCACCCCUCGUGGUGUUGGAACUGUGGCAGAGGGACUCCCAGGGCAAGGAGAGCUUGUGGGGAAAGAGCAUGUUGUGCCCGGUGGUCUGGCUGGAUGUCCAAAACCGGAUCCUUCCCCCCAUGAGAUGGCACCCCCUUGUAAAACAGUUGGGGGAGGAAGAGGGCGAGGUCUCGGCGUGCUGCGAGCUGAUCCUGCAGACCAAGGUACUGGGAGGGAGGGCCUGGCGGGGAAUUCUCAUAGGGAACCUGCCGAUAUUAAGUGUUCCCUGGAAGAAUGGGGUCUACACACUCCCCAGGAGCAUCCAGCCUACGCUAAAGAAAAUGGCUAUUGAGAUCCUGGUCUGGGGCCUUCGGAACAUGGAGCAGGUGCACUCCCCCCAGCUCCUGGUGGAGUGCUGGGAAGAGUCCUUGCAGACAGAACCCAUCCCAGACUUCCAGACCAACCCCAACUUCACCGAGUCGGUCCUCUUCCGUACACUGUACAUGCCUACAGAGGAGGCCUAUGCACUGGCCCUCACACUGAAGGUGGUGGACAAUCAGGACUUUGGCCAACAGACUGUGGUGGGUCAGGCCAACAUCGACUCCCUCCAGCCCUACUUCUGUGACCCCUGGGCCGAGGACUACGUGCCACCACAGCUCCCAAUGCUAUCUGUGAACAAGCACCAGGAGCUCCUAGAUUACCUCUUUGGGAAGUUCUGGUUCAAGUCCAGAGCAGCGGAGGACGAAUAUGAGCAUGAAGUGGAUUGGUGGAGCAAGCUGUUCUGGGCCACAGGGGAUGCUGAGUCCCUGCAGUAUAAGUACAAAGACUACCAUACCCUGAAGGUAUAUGACUGUGAACUGGAGGCUGUGCCUGCCUUCCAAGGCCUGCAGGACUUCUGCCAGACCUUCAAACUCUACCAGGAACAGCCCAAGCUGGACAGCCCUGUGGUAGGGGAGUUCAAGGGUCUGUUCCGCGUCUACCCCUUCCCCGAGAAUCCAGAAGCCCCCAGGCCACCCCGGCAGUUCUUGGUUUGGCCAGAGAGAGCGGACUUUCCUCAGCAGUGCGUGGUGCGGGUGUAUGUGGUGCGUGCCAUCAACCUGCAGCCCCAAGACUCCAAUGGCCUGUGUGACCCUUACGUGAUCCUGAAACUGGGACAGAGAAAGCUUGGCAACCGGAACCAGUACCUGCCCAACACUCUGGAUCCCAUCUUUGGCAUGAUGUUUGAACUGAGCUGCACUAUCCCCCUGGAGAAAGACCUGGAGAUCCAGCUGUAUGACUUUGACCUAUUUUCACCUGACGAUAAGAUUGGAACCACAGUUAUUGACCUUGAAAACCGACUCCUGUCUGGCUUUGGAGCUCGUUGUGGUCUCUCCAAAUCCUACUGCCAGUCAGGGCCCUUUCAGUGGCGGGAUCAAAUACUCCCAAGCUUCCUGUUGGAACGCCACGCCAAACAGAAAGGACUGCCUCCCCCUCUCUUCAACCCUGAGGAUGACUCUGUUUUUUACAAUGGGACAAAAUUCAAACUACAAAGCUUUGAGCCCAAGCCCCCCACUGCUCAAUAUUUGGGACCUAAGAAAGAACGCCUUGCACUGUACCUCCUGCACACGCAGGGGCUGGUGCCUGAGCAUGUGGAGACCCGCACACUGUACAGCGACAGCCAACCGGGCAUCGACCAGGGAAAGGUGCAAAUGUGGGUGGACAUCUUCCCCAAAAAGCUUGGGCCUCCUGGCCCUCCCAUCAACAUCGAGCCCAGAAAGCCUAAAAGGUAUGAGCUGCGCUGCAUUAUCUGGAAAACUGCCGAUGUGGACCUGCAGGACGUGAGUUUAAGUACCAAGAUGAGCGACAUCUACGUGAAAGGGUGGUUACUGGGGAUAGAGAAGGACAUGCAGAAGACAGACAUCCACUACCAGUCCCUGACGGGGGAGGGUGACUUCAACUGGCGCUUCGUCUUCACCCUGGACUACCUGCCAGCCGAGCGUGUAUGUGUCCUGAGCGAGAAGGACUACAUAUGGAGCCUGGACCCCACAGUGAUGAAGUUCCCGGCCCGGCUUAUCAUCCAGGUCUGGGACAAUGACAUCUUCUCGAGUGAUGAUUUCCUAGGGGUCCUGGAGCUGGAUUUGUCUGACAUGCCCCUCCCCGCCCGGCACGCCAAGCAAUGCUCUGUGUGGAUGAUGGACCCUGACCCCAAGUGGCCCUACUUCCUCCAAUACAAGCGCUUCUCACUCUUUAAGAAGAAGAUGGUAACUGGCUGGUGGCCUUGCCAGGUCCUUGAUGAUGGCAAAUGGCGCUUGUCGGGCAAAGUGAAGAUGACUCUGGAGAUUCUAUCGGAGAAGGAUGCCUUAAUCAAGCCAGCAGGGCGAGGCCAGUCGGAGCCCAACCAAUACCCUACACUUCAUCCUCCCCUGCGCAGUGACAACCUGUUUACAUGGUUUCGGUUACCUGUUAAAAACUUCUUCCGUGUUUUCUGGAAAUGCUACCGCUUCAAAAUCAUAGUUGUCUCAAUUACACUGAUUGUAGCACUUAUGCUAUUCAACUUUAUGUAUUCAACUCCGAACUAUUUGGCCAUGAGCUGGAUCAAACCUAAACUUCGGCUGAAUGCUCCUAUUAAAAUAUUCGCCAAUAUCAUCAACUCACCAACCACCAGCAAUCCCAGCUCUCUCAGCCCCACCAGCCAGCAUGUAAACCCGACGCCUACAGUAGACUCUAGGUUGAAACUUCUCCAGGGACUCAGGAAUCACCUGCAAGAUAUCUUUCCAGAACUUCCAGCUCCACAAAACUAAUCCGCCCAUAUCCCAUAUCUGCCUCACUUUUCUCCUGCUCAAAAUCAGCCCUACCCUUGAACUCGCCACCAGUUCCGUUUCUACCUUCCAGAACACAAGCAAGGGGCCAGAGAUAUUCUGGCUGUUCUGUUUGGAAACCACUUCCAACAAGAAGGGUAGAAUUAUAAUCUUCCAUGGAAAUAAACAAGUUUUCUGUGUAAUUUGUGGGGGUUGAAGACACCAUGAAAGAUUGAAAACACUAGCCCUUCAGCUGAGAGUCACAAAGACAGGGAGCAGUCGUAUUUAUGAACCACCUCUAGUCUUCAGGGUCUCUUCCAAUCCAAGAGGCUCUGCACAGAGGGACACAGAGGGAGAGGGUGACUAUGAGAAGAGAAAUGGUCAUAUGGAGUAAGCAGGCCACUGCUGUCACCCCUAGUGUGUAUGCCCAGGAGUUAUGCCAUAGAUAAGCAUCUCCCU
Manis javanica (Malayan pangolin) is the source of this 6855-nucleotide messenger RNA. It is a transcript of the gene FER1L5, whose product is annotated as fer-1 like family member 5. Lineage: Eukaryota; Metazoa; Chordata; Mammalia; Pholidota; Manidae. The record is from RefSeq and is a predicted model, not a curated record. Gene Ontology annotation, cellular component: membrane. Gene Ontology annotation, biological process: membrane fusion; plasma membrane organization.